Molecule: messenger RNA, 1510 nt
Organism: Sclerotinia trifoliorum
Lineage: Eukaryota; Fungi; Ascomycota; Leotiomycetes; Helotiales; Sclerotiniaceae
Source: the annotation of a GenBank genome assembly
CAUUAUGUCGAACUAUGUGCUUAUAGAAUGAAUGAACACGUAUAAAAUGCUACUAACAGUUCUUCCGUCUAACUCUGCAAUGAUUAAUUACUCUUGAAUGUUUAGUAUAAUCCAGCUCUCAGAUCCAUCAACUAUCAUUUCAUUCUAUAUCAAAGAUUCCUUCCACUUCAAAUCUAUUACUUUCUACUGAAUACUUGAGCUCACCAACCCUAAAACUCAAAUCAUAUUACAUCCACUAUGUUUGCCAACACCAACCGUGAGACCAACAUCACCUCUUUAAUCCUCACCCAUCCUCCUCCCCUGCACCCAACCUGGGUAUCUCACAUCCCACACCUCCCGCCCCCUAGUACCUCCCCUCCCUCCACAUCCGCAAAUCCACAUACAGCCAAAACUGCACGAAUCAAAACAAGCUCCUCCUCCGCACCUCUCUGACACACCUCACCAAAAACCUCCUCAUAACAUCAUCAUGCAUCCCCUGCAGCACUCACGAAAUACCCACUCGUCUCUACACACCACGUGCUCUCCACGCGCCCGAUUCCGAACCCCUAAUCGUCUAUUUCCACGGCGGAGGUCUAUACGUAGGUGAUCUCGACUCGGAAGAUCUAACAUGUCGCCAACUAAGUAUUUCCCUCUCCCACCCUCUCCUCUCAAUAUCCUACCGUCUGCUACCAGAAUUCCGCGCCGACGACGCGGUGUCCGAUGCUCUGUUGUCUUUCUCAUACCUCUCUUCUUUCCAUCCUAGUCGAAAAUUCAUACUAGUAGGAAGUUCCAGCGGAGGACAAUUAGCUGCUACUAUCGCAUUAACUGCUCUACGAGAAGGAGAAGGGAAGAGGAUAUUAGGUGUUAUAUUAAGAUGUCCCGUCACAUGUGAUGCGACGGAAAAUGGGAUAAGUAUCCCUGAAGAAUGGAGACAUAUGCACGCGAGUAUGAAGGAAGAAUUUUAUACUGGGAUAUUGGAUAAAGCGGCUGUGACGAAGGAGAAUAGAGUUAGGGAAUAUAAGAUGCCUUUGGAGAUAUUGGCUGAGAUGUCGAAGCUUGAGAUAUCGAAACCUGUUGGAGCAUCUAAACCCGAGAAUGCAGGACCAGAAAACAUCAAAAUGAAAUGGUUCUUUCAGCUCUGCACAAACGAUAUUUAUUAUUCCGAUGGGUUAUGUCUAGGACUUGGAUUGAGAGAAAGAGGAUAUGAAGUUAAGAUUCGUGUCGAAGUUGGAUGGCCACAUACGUUUUGGUUGAAAGGUAUGAUACUGGAUGCAGCACAGCAGGCUGAGAUGGAAUUAGUUAAAGGGGCAAAGUGGGUUUUAGAUGAAGCAGAUGUAGUUGAUGAUGGAGAGAGCCGGGCGAACGGAGAAAUGGAUUGGGUCGAGUGGAGUGAGGAUAUUAGGUUGUGAGAUAUGAGUCAAAUAAAGUAACCGAGACCAACUUCUCCUUCCAGACAUAGAUAGAACCAAAUGUUCUUAAAAAUAUGCAAUGGAGAUCCAAAGCUGGACUAUGUUUUAUACGGAAACGAGGC